ACAAGGCCCUACAAUAGGACUUGCCUGGGAGAGAGAGAGAGGAAGUGGGAGAACCUAGCUGGCUCUGUGGAUUAGCGCUUUAUGCUACAGAAAGUGGUCCCUUGGGUGCCCCAGUCAGGGGGAAGACUUUGCCUUCUUGCAAGCUGUUCAAAAGACUAGAAUUGAAGCUUCACCGGACAGCGUUUCUUCAACCUGCUCUAGCUUUUAAUAUCCUUAUCUGCUGCUGCCUCUUACGCACAAAAGGGAUAAAGCACCUCCGGAAAGAUGGCUCAGAACCCACAAGUUGGCAUCUCCAUGUCCGAGACCAGUACAAACGGCAUCCCAGGCAAGAAGCAGAUAAAAGCCAGCACAGUCACUUUUCACAACAUCUGGUACAGAGUGAAGACAAAGUCUGGCUUCAUAGGUUGCCGAAAAACAGUUGAGAAAGACAUUUUGAGAGACAUCAACGGCAUAAUGCGACCUGGACUGAACGCAAUCCUGGGGCCAACUGGCUGUGGCAAGUCUUCACUACUGGAUAUUUUAGCCGCAAGGAAAGAUCCCCAUGGCUUGAGUGGAGACGUUCUAAUCAAUGGAGCCCCUCAACCUGCCAAUUUUAAAUGUAUCUCUGGAUAUGUUGUGCAGGAUGAUGUGGUCAUGGGGACCUUGACCGUGAGGGAGAACUUCCAGUUCUCAGCUGCCCUCCGAUUACCGAAGACUGUGAGGGAGCAGGAAAAGGAGGAUAGGAUCAACCAGAUCCUCAAGGAGUUAGGCUUGACGAAAGUGGCGGAUUCAAAGGUUGGAACCCAGUUCAUUCGUGGCAUAUCGGGGGGAGAGAGGAAACGGACCAAUAUCGGCAUGGAGCUGAUUACUGAUCCUGCAAUCUUGUUCUUAGAUGAGCCAACCACUGGACUGGAUGCCAGCACAGCCAAUGCUGUCCUGCUGCUCCUGAAAAGGAUGGCCAGGCAAGGGAAAACAAUCAUCUUUUCCAUCCACCAACCUCGCUACUCCAUAUUCCGACUGUUUGAUAAAUUGACCUUGCUGGCAGCAGGAAGGAUGCUUUAUCAUGGACCAGCUCAGAACGCCAUAGAAUUUUUCAAAUCCAGUGGUUAUGAGUGUGAACCGUACAACAACCCUGCUGACUUCUUUCUGGAUGUCAUUAAUGGAGACUCAACGGCUGUGGCUUCAAACAAGACUGGUGAAAUUGAAAUAGAUAACAUUGACGAACACAUCAGUCGUGAUCAGACACUGGCAGAGAAAUUGGCAGAAAAGUAUUCCAGUUCCACUUACUACCAAGAAACCAAAGCAGAAUUAGAGAGGCUGUCUUUGGGGAGCCAGAGGGAGACCUCUUUCCGAGAAAUCACCUACUCCACUCCCUUCUUUCACCAGCUCAAGUGGGUCUCUAAACGCACGUUCAAAAAUCUGCUAGGCAACCCUCAAGCCUCCAUAGCACAGCUCUGUGUAACCGUUUUCCUGGCAGCAGUCGUAGGUGCCAUAUUCUUUGGGGUAACGAACGAUACUACUGGCUUGCAGAACAGAAUUGGUGCUAUGUUCUUUAUGACCACCAACCAGUGUUUCAGCAGCAUUUCCGCUAUUGAACUUUUCGUUGUGGAGAAGAAGAUAUUUAUACACGAGUACAUCAGCGGAUACUACAGAAUUUCUGCAUAUUUCUUCUCAAAGCUAAUGGCUGAUUUAAUACCCAUGAGGACUUUACCAAGCAUUAUCUUCACCAGCAUUGUGUAUUUCAUGUUAGGUCUAAAGCCAACAGCAGAGGCCUUCUUUAUCAUGAUGUUUACUCUGAUGAUGGUAUCUUACACAGCGACUUCUAUGGCGCUAGCAAUUGCCGCAGGACAGAGUGUCGUGGCUGUAGCAAAUCUACUCAUGACCAUCGCCUUUGUUUUUAUGAUUAUUUUCUCUGGGUUGUUGGUAAAUCUCACCAGUAUACUGCCUUGGCUUGCCUGGCUCCAAUACUUCAGUAUACCUCGAUAUGGGAUGACAGCACUGCAGGUUAAUGAACUUGCUGAUCUCAAUUUCUGCAACGUAAGCAUGAAUGAAAAUUGGAGCAACUCUAACUGUACAGAUCUCAGCAAAUUACAGAUGUGCACUGGAGAACAGUAUCUCAAAAGCCAAGGGAUCGAACCAACUGCAUGGGGCCUGUGGCAGAACCAUGUUGCACUUGCUUGCAUGACCGUAACUUUCCUUACGAUUUCAUACAUGAAGCUGCGUUUCAUGAAAAAGUUCUCUUAAAAAGCAACAGCUUGGAAAACAGAUCUAUGAUCCAGGCUGCCCUGGGGGUGUCAUAAGUAGCAGAGCUAAAGGCAUGACUAUUCUCUUCUGCUGGCAGUCUUAUUUCUUUCUUAGAACACAUAAUGGAGAAAAACAUUGCCAAACGUCUGCAUUUGUAGUGCACCAAAAUAUUCUCUUUCAAUAUUGCUAUACUUAUUUAGUGGCACUUCCAACUGCAAGCAGGCAAAUGCCUGAACAGUUAUUUUCAACUAGCCUGAUCCAAUCAAGACUGGCUUGUAAGCUCUGUAAAUUUCAGUGGGAGAGAGUUCAUCAUGUGUUUAAUUCUCCAACAGAAACCAAUAGGAUAUAAAGUGUUUAAGUUUGGAAGGAAGAAUAUUUAUUAGAACAGUUUUUGAGAGGUUUGCCCUCACAUUUUGAAGUGUGUAAAGGCAAACAGAUUCAACUUAGGAAGAAACUUGGGUUUUUAAAAUGAAGCCCUUUUCGUUCACAGGGCUUUGGAAUACAACUUCUGCUACUGCUUUGAUAGCACUUUUGGUGUGUUUGGAGCAUGUUACUCAGAUUAGCAUUAUACCCAUAAAACUUCCCUUAUGUUCGGUGCAUGAAUGGAAGGAGGAAAGAACAGGAUUGAAGUCUCACUCCCCCCACCCCCUUUCUGGCCCUGUUCCCCUGAUGUCCAUGCAGUUGGCAUGGUGUUUGGAAAGGAGAGGCUGUCAUGCAUACUGUUGCACACAAAUACACACAGAGACCUUCCUUUUCAGACACUGCACAAAACAUUGACUUCGGGGUGGAGGACUUCAUGCAUUUAUUGAACGUGAGCUAGAGUGUCAUGUGAAAACCCGUUAAGCCAGUGUAUCAGAUACGCAAAGCAGCAUACACUAGGAUCUCAACAAGGUUUGCUUCAUUUUUUAAAAAAGAAAAGCAGCUUUGGGAGAUGGGGUGAAUGUGUGUAGAGAUUAAGUGGGGCAGGGAGCUGGGACAAAGGAUGCUCCUUAUUUUCAUCACUGCAGGUUACGCCCCCCCCCCCAAUGGCUUCCCAUCCACAGUGUUUGGAAUCAGUUUGCCCACUUUCAUUUAAAUCAGAAUUCAAGCUAUUAUUUCAUUGCAUGUAGUUUGUGAAAUAUCUUCUUUCUCUCCCCCCCUGCCCCAAAUAGGAGCUAGUCAAGAAAUUAGCAUAUCUCAAAUUUAAUUUAGAAAUGCUUUUAUUUAGGGCAUCCUAUGAAUGGGAAAGUUUUGCAUAUGAAUUGUAACUAAAUAGUUGAAAAAGAACUGCUUAUUAUACACUUUAUGAAAAGGAUCGUGUUCCUUGAAGUGCAAUCGGUUACAGAUACCCAGUAUUAUGGUUAACGAUUUUUUAAAAAAUGUUAAAUAUUUCCUUUCUGUUAUGUAGCCUCUUUGUCCCAUUCUGAGUUUAGGUUAGGGGGCAGAACCUCAUGAGCAGGAGUUGGACUCUGAAUGGCUCACAGCUUUAUCACUUCAACUCACCCUCAAUCUACUUUCAUCUCUGCUGUGUGCUGAUGAGUGUGGGCCUUAAGGAACAAGGGCAGACUGUCAUCUUACACUUGUACAGCAUUUUGUUUCUGUAGGUACCCUGAAAAUAAACAAACAAAUAAUAUCA
Molecule: messenger RNA, 3838 nt
Organism: Podarcis raffonei (Aeolian wall lizard)
Lineage: Eukaryota; Metazoa; Chordata; Lepidosauria; Squamata; Lacertidae
Product: broad substrate specificity ATP-binding cassette transporter ABCG2-like
Exons: 16
Coding region: 265-2223 (652 amino acids)
Cellular component (GO): plasma membrane
Molecular function (GO): ABC-type transporter activity; ATP hydrolysis activity; ATP binding
Source: RefSeq, a predicted model, not a curated record